This is a messenger RNA of Closterium sp. Naga37s-1, 1785 nucleotides long. Lineage: Eukaryota; Viridiplantae; Streptophyta; Zygnematophyceae; Desmidiales; Closteriaceae. The record is from the annotation of a GenBank genome assembly.
AUGCGAGCGCGAUCUGUGGGGAAUUGGGGGGAAGCGGCGGCUUGCGCGGGCGCGGAGGGGGACGGGCGGACGGCAGUGGUGCUGCUGGGAUGGCUCGGCGCGCAGCAGCGGCACAUGCGGCAGUAUGCCACGUGGUACAACGCGAGGGGUAUCGAUGCGAUCGGUUUCGUCAUCCCUUUCACCGACAUAUUCAGCGUCAGGCUCGGCGAAAAGGCGGAGCUGCAUGUCGACGAUCUGGUUACGGAGCUUGAGAGAUGGCUCCUCGAGGGCGCGAAUCGCGGCGCGACGCACGGCGCGAUUCACGGCGGGCUGGGAGGCGGCGGGCGCCGCUCGUUGCUGUUCCACACGUUCAGCAAUACUGGAUGGAUUGCGUACGGCGCAGCGCUGCUGCGACUGCAGCGCAAGUACGGGAAAGCGGCAGUGGAUGGGAUUAUAAAGGGGUGCGUCGUAGACUCCGCGCCUAUACUGGAAGAAGAUCCGAAGGUGUGGGCGAGCGGUUUCUCAGCGGCCAUUCUGCAGAAGCGCAGUGCUGCAACGCGCAUGGGCUCCCUUGUCAUUGACUCUAUCGUCGGCUGCUCCCAGCUCAAAUCCGCCCUGCUGCAAGCCAGCACCCUCCCUGCUGCUUCCUCCUCUUCUGCUUCUGCUGCUGCUGCUGCUACUGCUGGUGGCGGUGGCGGUUGCGUUGCGUUCACCAGUGUGACUGUAGCCCGGAGUGACUGCAGCAGCAGCUGUGAGAGCCUGUACCCGGGGCAGGGGCAGGGCUCGUGGCAAGUGGAAGGGCAAGGGCAGGGGGAAGAGCAAGGGGGACUGGAUGGUGGGGAGGGGUUGUUUCCUUCGCCUGCUCCCUGCGGGUGUGAGCUGGUUUGGUGGCGGGCUGACGAGGCUGAGAGAUUAAAGACGUGUGGGAGCAAGGCAAGGGGAAGUAAGGCGUCUGCAGGUGCCGCUGCGGCUGCUGUGGCGGCAGUGGCAGGCAGUUUGGGGGAUAGAGGCAUGCGAGAAGUGAUCGGCUGUGGUGCUGGUCCUGGUAAUGGCUGUAGUAACGGGUGUGCUUCAAGAGGGGUGUCUCAGCAGGAUCAGCAGCAGUGGUUGCUACAGCAGCAGCUGAUAGCUGUGUACAGAAUGCAAGCAGAGAAGCAGGAGAGAAAGCUGGUGUUGGGAAAAGAGCUGAGAAAAGAGCAGGAGCAGGGGAGCGGCCUUCACUUGCAGCAACAGCAGCAGCCACGGCAGCAGCGGUGGUGGCAACGAGGAGGGGGGAGAGGCAGGGCGGGCGGGGCUGCGAGCAGCAUGGUGCAGGCGUGUGGGCGGGCGGUGGGGGCGUGUGGGCGCGUGGCAGUGGCGGUGGUGAGGGUGGUGAAGGUGCGAUUGGAUGCGCUAGAGAGUGUGCUGGUGACGGCGCUCUGGCUCAUCUUCCAAGUGGCUCUGCGCAUCCCCUACGUCAAAGGGAAGCUUGGUGAGGUGACUAACACUCUGCACCACCACCAGCCCAACUGCCCGCAGCUCUACUUCUACAGUGAAGCAGACAUAGUCAUUCCGCUGCCCGCUGUUGAAAAAUUCAUCCUCGGGCAGCGGGCCCAAGGCCACAGGGUGAUGUCGAUGCGAUUCGAGUGUUCGCCUCACGUGGACCAUUUUCGCACAUUCCCUGAGCUGUACACACAACAGCUGGAAACGUAUUUGAAAGCGUGCCUACCGCAUCGUUUCAGUCAGCAGCAAGACGGUUACCAGGAUGGGUGUGGUUAUGAGCACAAGACAGUUGCAGCGGUGCACAGUGCGACUGCCCAGUGUUAG